Molecule: messenger RNA, 1689 nt
Organism: Rosa chinensis
Lineage: Eukaryota; Viridiplantae; Streptophyta; Magnoliopsida; Rosales; Rosaceae
Product: bifunctional peptidase and (3S)-lysyl hydroxylase JMJD7
Exons: 5
Coding region: 85-1146 (353 amino acids)
Molecular function (GO): 2-oxoglutarate-dependent dioxygenase activity
Source: RefSeq, a predicted model, not a curated record
AUAUAAUUGAAAAAUAGCCUAAAAUGUGGCCCAUUCUAUUGAAGACCUCGGUCUCACUUCACUCUGACUCCGUAUCCAACUCCAAUGGAGGGAAAAAUCGAGACAUUAUGGAACGAAGUACGGGAGCUCAAUCUCGGCACCUCCGGCGAGCUGGACCGCCUCGAUUUCCCGCCAACUCCACUCCAGUUCCUCCGAGACUUCGUCUCCCAAAACAAGCCCUGCAUCAUCUCCAACGCCACCCAUCACUGGCCGGCCCUCACCCGCUGGACCUCCGACUCCUACCUGACCUCCGCCCUCUCCUCCUCCCACGUGUCCCUCCACCUCACCCCUCACGGCCGCGCCGACGCCCUCGUCCCCUCCCCUUCCUCCUCCUCCCUCUGCUUCGCCUCCGCUCACGUGCAGCGCACGCCCUUCCCCGAAGCCCUCCGCCUCAUCACGGCCGCCAAAAACGACGCGUCGUCGUUCGUGGCCUACGCGCAGCAGCAGAACAAUUGCUUCCCCUCCGAGUACUCGCCGCUGGCGGCGGACUGCGAUCCGCACAUCCAAUUCGCCACCGAAGCCCUAGGUUGCCGACCCGAGGCCGUCAACAUGUGGAUUGGCGACGAGCGCUCGACGACGUCGUUUCACAAGGAUCACUACGAGAAUCUCUACGCUGUGGUCACGGGACAGAAGCAUUUCCUCCUCCUCCCUCCCACCGAUGUGCAUCGGAUGUACGUAAGGGAGUACCCGGCCGCUCAGUAUUCGUAUUCUCCGGUCACCGGAGAGUUUGAGCUGGAAAUGGAGAGUCCGGCUAGGUCUGUGCCUUGGUCUAGUGUCGAUCCUUACCCUGCUCCUGAGGACAGCUCUUCUUCUCUCUCCAAGUUCCCUUUGUUCUUCAAUGGGCCUAAGCCAUUUUGCUGUACGAUUAAUCCAGGAGAGAUGCUUUACUUGCCAAGUAUGUGGUUUCAUCAUGUUAGGCAAAGCCCAGAUAGCAGAGGACGAACUAUUGCUGUAAAUUACUGGUAUGAUAUGCAGUUUGAUAUCAAGUAUGCGUACUUCAACUUCUUGCAGUCAAUUCAAUGCCCACCGAUUGAGAGUCAAACGCUGGCCGAGACAGUGCAGGAGGAUUUAGAUUCUGAUGCACCGGAGAAGACUGAAGAUGAAUGAUGGAAUAAGUACCAGAUCAUUAUUCUGUGUAUUGGAUAGUCAGUUGUGGGCUUUUUUCGGACUAAGGAGACUGAGGCUGGGCUGGCCGAUAAUGUUAUAUCCUCUGGCGUUGUUCACACACUGACCACCAUGUAUUUUCACAGUUUGUUCCAUGCCUCCUUUUGAGUUUUGACCAAGGACUCAGCCUCUGAGUUUCCAGUUGUUGAGAAACUUGUUCCAUUUUUGGUCGAGACUGAGGACUGGUAUUCAAGCAUGAAAAUGCUAUCUUCACAAGAGAGAGCAGUUCACCUGCAACUUCAUCUGUAGGAGGGGUAAUGCGUUUGUCAAAAACAUCCACAAUUAACAUUUGAUGGGCGGGUAAUGCAGAUGACGGUGAAGAUGACCCAGAUGAUAAAGGUACGAGAAGAUCUCCUGGAUGCCUUCCCAUAAUUGUUUCCAAUGUUACCACACCGUAGCUGUAAACAUCACAUUUCUCGUUCACUUCCAUUGUAUAAGCAAGCUCUGCACACAAAAAUUUUAUAAAAAUUGAAUUUUCAUUAUUGA